AUGUCUUCGGUCUGUGGCUACGGGAAAUGGGCUCCGGAGGAGGAGGAGGCCUUUCGGGAUCUGCCUUCAGGCUGGUGGUGUGGUACGGAAAACGCAAAAAAGCCACAUAAACUUCUUCCGAAGGGGCUUCUGCUGUGGGAAGUUCUUGAAAAGAACACGCAGAAGGAACUGAGAGCCAAGCCUUAUCAAAACUACAGUGACAGAGAAGCAAGCUCCAAGCGAGACCAUCCCUCAGGGAGAAGUAUACCUGAAAUACCUCCUAAGCCUGGAGAACUGAAAACAGAACUGUUGGGUCUAAAAGCAAGAACAAGCAAAGUUCAGACUUCACAACAGUGA
Molecule: messenger RNA, 336 nt
Organism: Apaloderma vittatum (bar-tailed trogon)
Lineage: Eukaryota; Metazoa; Chordata; Aves; Trogoniformes; Trogonidae
Gene: CUNH12orf73
Product: chromosome unknown open reading frame, human C12orf73
Exons: 3
Coding region: 1-336 (111 amino acids)
Source: RefSeq, a predicted model, not a curated record